UGUGAUUUAAACAUAAAAAAUAUUCAUUUAUAUAAUUGCUACAAACAUAUGUGUGUAUGUGUUGUAUAGUACACACAUUUUAAUAUGGAGAGCAGUGUAUAAAAAUACUAAGAAUUAUUACCAGCAGGAAAAUAAUCAUAUAUAACAAAGUGAAAAAUACACAAACCUUUACUAAAAUGAUGUCGAAAUAGAGAAAUAUAAGAUUAAAUUCUCCUUACAAAUUUCCACAUUGUAGUUUUGUUUUCACAGAAGCCUUCCCAGACUGCCAUUGGGUUCAGACCCAGUCUUUCACGACCAAUACUCAAAAAUGUUUUCUUUUUUCUGACCUGACAGAAACACGAAACGUCGCCAAAAUUUAUGUAUAGCUUGUAAAUAUAUAGAUAAAAUGGGGAAAUUUAUGGACAUUAUCGAAUGCCUUUUAAGAGCUGUACAAUGGUUUCCUGUUCUCGUUAUAUUUUCUAUCGUUGUGUGGUCAUAUUAUGCUUAUGUAGUUGUCUUGUGUGUCGGUGAGUAGUCUGUAUCAAAUUAGAUAUUAGUUUUAAUAUUUAUUUUAGAAUUUGCAAUACAAGUAUCCACUCAUUGUUUGACGAGUUUCAAAGUAUUUAAAGACUUAUUAAUAAUAAUGCUGUUUUUAUUGGUUUAUAAUAAAAAGAGAGGCUUUAAACUAAUUAAAUCCAAAUGGUCUUUGGCUUUGAGAGAUAUAUUUGUGACAUUGUCAGAUUUCCUGGUUAACCCAUCAAGCUGCAUAGCUUCCCCAUUGACAAGUGAAAAAAAUGAGUAGGCCGCACUGGGGUACAUUGCGGCUCAAUGGGUUGAUAAAAAAAGAAACCCCUACCCUAAUUAUUGCCCUUGUCUAACCAAUAGUCCAAUGUCCAACUUCCAAUAUGUACUGUACUAGCCAAAAUAGAAAGGAAAUAUUUCAGGAUGCAUUCCAUGUUAAGGUUACAGAACACCCUUUUUGGCGUUUUGUGGAAAAUCGCUACUGCGUGCUCGAAAUCAGUCCGAUUUUCAUAAAAUUUUCACCAAAUGUUCGCCAGGUCAUACAAACAAUAAAAUAAUGUAAGAAUUAUUCAGGAAAAUCUUAAAUCGCGGUACCUUUACGCUUUUGAGUUGUGUUCCUUUUGUUUUUAAGAUAUAUUUAUGAAAAUAUAAUUUUUAUACAGUAAAAUAGUUGUUCAAAAAAAUUGUGUUUGGAAAUUUUUAUUUAUUUCAUCAUUCCGCUGAUAUGGUGAUUUCUUUGGCGACUGCAAAAUAUUUCUGAAUCGUUUGUGUGAAUUACUCCUUAGUUAUUACUAAAAUAUACAAAAUUAGAAAAAAGCCGAACAUAAUUUUAAAACUGACGUCUUUAGCUAUGUCCUGUGAAAAUUUGAGAAAAAUUCGUUAAAACCCGCAGGAGAACAACUUGUUUGAAAAUCAGUAAUUGCCGUAAAAUUCUUCCGGAGAAAAUUUUUUUAACUUUAUUUUCCCAUGUAUAAAAAUCUACUUAAUUAAAGGACAUUGGCAAUAAAAAAUUAGUAUGUCUCAUUCAAAAGAACUCUUAAAAUGAUAUAUUAAACUCUAUUACCGAUUUGUCAUAUCUUGCUUAGUUCUCGAAAUAUUUAGACCGAAAUUAAUGAGCUUUCCGCCAUCUUGGAAAAAUUCUUUACCUCAUUAACUAUGGUUUUGAUGAUGUCAGGAGUUGGGUUAACCAUAUGAAACUACUUGAAAAUGACCGAAUAACAAUCCAAAAUUGUUUGAAAUGUUUUUAAUCAUUUCUAAAUUUCUGACAGCAACCAGAAACGAAGUUUUGGACCCAUAUUGAUCGCUUACUCUCAAGAUAAAAAAUUAGCGUGACCCGUCUCUUGACGUAACAUGCAUAUUCUCAAUAAUCCAAGAUGGCAACAGCUCAAUUUUUUCCGUCGAAAUAUUUUGAAAACUAAGCAAGAUAUAAACAAUCUGUAAUAGAGUUUAAUAUAUAGUUUUAAGAGUUCUUUCAAAUGAACUAAACUAUUUUUUUAUUGCCAAUGUCCUUUAAAAUAUAUUACAAUAAUUUGAAGAUUUUGGGCUAGAGACCUACUAGAAACGUAGUUACUAAAACAUGGAACGAUCCACAACGACCCACUACGACCCACUACAACCCCACUACGACCCCACAACGACCCACAACGAGCCACAACGAUCCACAAAUUCACAAGGGGUCGUAGUGGGUCGUUGUGGGUCGUAGUGGGUCGUUCUGGGAUCGUAGUGGAUUGUUGUGGAUCGUAGUGGGUCGUUGUGGAUUGUAGUGGGUCGUAGUGGGGUCGUUGUGGGUCGUUGUGGAUCGUUCCAUGUUUUAGUAACUACGCUACUAGAAAUCUUCAUAGACUUUUUAUUUUAGGUCUCUAGUUACUGUUCGUUUUAUCACAUAAUCGAUUUAAUAAAUUGAAUUUGAAUAUUACAUUUUCAAUGUUUUUCUUAUUGCAGCGAAAUAUACUUUAUUAAAUAACUCUGCGAGUUUUCAACAUUUUUCGUUCAAACUUGGUCAGAUAGUAGAACUAGUUUAAUGCUUUCAUGGAAACCAAUAAAAACAUUUUAGGCAAAAUUAACACUCAAAGGUGUUCUGUAACCUUAAACACAGUUGUGAAUUGGGUAACUUUAAAAAACACUUAGUUUAAUAAUUAAAAUACUUUUAGUAAAUGAAAGUUGUGAUCAUUUUCAGGUCACACAGACAUUCUAAUUGAAAUAUGUCGAUAUUGUAAUUUAAUUAAACUAUUUACAUUUUUUGGACCACAAUGUAAAAUACUGGUUCACCAGUAAUCUGUGUAAUCCUUUAAUAAAGUUCAAAGUUGUCAGUUGCCCUCAUGUCAUGAGUCUUCUGUUAGGCUGUUGCGGUAUAUCAAUAUACCGAUAAUUAUCAGUUUUUUAUAAAUACUGAUUAUUCAAUAUUAACUCGUUACCUGGCAAUGCGCCCAAAUGUACCCUACUUUAGUAUUUACUAUGUCUAACGCCAGAUGAUUUUAGUCGUCAGUGGUAGAGUACUGCUGGUUAAUGGGUUAACAAACCUGUCUGACCAUGUUUGUUGUUAACUCAUUAGUGGCCAAUGCGCCAGACUUUAGUAUUUCCUCUGUCUAACGCCACAAUGUGGUAGGGUAUCAACAGUUUUUGGCGAUUGUAUUUUGCUUAAUUUUAUGCAAAAUUGGCCUAAUUUUAUGCAAAAUGUUUUAUGCAAUAACAGCCUAUCUUCUAUACUCUUUAACCCACUGAACGCCAGUGCUCUCAGUGGCGGGAGGGGGGGGGGGGCACCUAAAAAUCAAAUUAAUAUAGAUUAUGUAUAUAUGAAGUUGAAUAGGAAUUAAGUAUAUUGCAUACAGGAAACAUGUCUACUCUGGGACUAAAUGUUUAUUAGAUGUACAGCAAACUCUGAUAAAUUUGGGCAUCUCCAGUUUUUAUGUCCAAGCCAAUUUUUUCCGAAAUGUAGUCAAUAAUUCUGCAAUACAGCAUAUGGGAGAGCACUGGUGCUUAAAUGAGUUGACUGGCCUAUCUGCCUAUUUUACUCAUCAAGGGGAGAGUGCUGGUGCUUAAUGGGUUAAAGAAAGUAAUGACCCAGCCCACAAGUGCAUCAUGUCAACCAUCAAUUGGCCAAUGGUCUGAGUUAACUGGCCUAUCUGCCUAUUUUACUCAUCAAGGGGAGACCCAGCCCACGAGUGCAUCAUGUCAACCAUCAAUUGGCCAAUGUUCUUUUCCCAUCUGCAUUUUGGCUGUGCUUUGUGUACACUGUAACCUUACCUUGUUGAUUUAUAUAUACAAUAAGUACCUAUCAUAAUAGUAAUAAAUAUUGUUUUUCCAAUAGGAACUGUUGAUGACAAUGUUGAAAAAGGUAUUUACAAUAAAUGUUGAUUCAUACAUAUCUUUUCUACCAAUUGCCUAAAUGGUGGAAAUUAAGGUUUUCAUCAAAAGAGUGGCCGGUAGGAAAGUACAAAAUAUAUUAUUAAUACAUGAAUUGUUAUUUUUAGUGGUGUACAUUUUGUUUUAUCAUGUAUUUUUUGUGCUGUUCGUUUGGUCAUAUUGGAAGACAAUCCUCACCUCCCCAGGAAGAAUUCCACUGCAGGUAACCUGAAUGCAAGGCAAAACUUUCCCUGGGGCUUCUAUGAUAUUCAAUUACAAAGUGAGAGAAGCAGUGUUUCACAAUAUAUUACAGUAUUACACUUUAUUCUCCAGCACUGAUGCAGCUGGGAUUUAUUUAUAUGAUCAGUUUAGCAAUCUUGUAGCAAGAUAUUUUAUGGGCCUUUAUCGAUUUGGGGCAAAAGGCCCCCCUACCCCCAUUGGAUACAUUUCAUGUCAAUGUACAAGAAUAUUGCCAUUGUUGUAUUUGUAGUCUAUAAUAUACAUAAAAAUGUUACUCAAUUAUGAUUGGUUGAUUUCAGUAUUUUAUGUAUAGUACAUAUUAAAUAGGAAGGCUUCUUGUGAAAUUUGGAUAAAACAAGUACUUGUGAGUUUUUCAAAGACCUCAAAUAGCACUUGUCCUUCAGACAUGCUCUUUGAAAAAUUCACUGGUGCAUGUUUUAUCCAAAUUGCACUCGAAACCAUCCUAUUACCUAUACUAAUAUACCCUGGGUUAAUUAGGUUAAAUAUUUAUUCAUUAUCAAUAUCGAAACAAACUUGUUUCUAUAAAUAUUUAAUUUAUUACCAAAACCAUGGGUGCUUCCUCUCACUUGAAAAAACUGCCAUGUUUUUGUCACCAAACAUUCAAGAAUGCAAAACAUUGUUAUGUCUUUAUUGGUAAAAUGUCACAAUCAUUAUUAGCUAAUCUUGGCAUAAUUUCUCGCCGACCUAUCAGACGUCACCAUUUCCAAGAUGUGAAAAUCACAGCGUUAGGAAUGUUGUCAUAUUCAUGAAUGUUUUGAAGCAAAAACAUGACAGGGUGCAUCAUCUAUGGUCUUGGUAAUAAUUUUAAAUUGUUCAUUUUAGUUUCAUUUGUCACCAACAGAUCAACAAAAUUUGAACGAAGCAGUAAGUUACCAACCACAAUUUUGUUAGAUUAUUGUUAUUAUUAUACAUUGUAGUCCCUAUUUGCCUUCUGGUUGGCCACUAGCUUACAGCUAGAUACGGAAAUCACGUAGCCAACACAUAAUACAGUUAGAUAACUGAGUUAUGUGUAGGUUGAGCCAGCGGUAUGUAAUUAUAUAGCAAGUGGUAGUUUUAAAUACAAGAAUAAAAACAAGAAAAAAACAACAUGAACGAACGGCGUACAAAAAGCAGACUUUUUUGUUAUGUUAUAUAAGAAACAAACCUACUCCAAAUAAGAAUGCCAUCUUGUAAACUAUAUAUCUUAUUACUAAUUUACCACCUAGUAAAAUGUUGCCAUCUUUGACGUAGAAAAUAUAUAUAGUCAUUGAAGGGCAUGCAAUCAAGUAAGACAAUUGAACAUACCAGAGAUCUGUUGCGUUUUCUCUCAUUUUCUAUAGUUUAUUAUAAAAUAACAUGUAUAUAACGCGUGCUCUGAUUGGUCGAAACCUGUGUUUGGAUCAGGCCAUCCAAACACGGAAGUGAAAUUUUAACACGGAAAGUUGUUAUUUUAUAAAACAAUUACUUUAUGGUUUCCGUGUUUGGAUGGCCUGAUCCAAACACUUGGGAAUGUUGCUCGAGUUAAGAAAAGCGCGCGAAAUCACUCGCCGAAAUCACUCGCCUUCGGCUCGUGUUUCGCGUGCUUCUCUUAAUUAACUCUCGCAACAUUCCCAAGUGUUUGGAUCAGGCCGUCCAAACACGGAAACCAUAAAGUAAUUGUAUAUUCUUCAAUACAGUUUGUUCUUACUUUAAUAUACCUGUAAAUACUUUGUAUUGUAUAAGUAUAGUGUUUAUAUAUAUAUUAUAUUUUUUAUGUUUUAGGAAAAUCCAAAUUCCGUUCUUGAAACCAUAGCAAGAAAACUACCCGUACAGACACUAACUCAUUCAAAUAGUAAGUUACAUUACAUUAUUUGCCAAUAGUCAGUACAUAUUGUUCCACCUAACAUGUUGUCUAAAUGUUUUUAUUUUCAACUCAUUCUUAAUAUUUUCUUUCAGCUGUUCGUUAUUGUGAGGUAUGCCACGUUGUGAAACCUGAUAGAAGUCAUCAUUGUUCAAUGUGUAAGACGUAAGUAACUUUUCUUUUGGAAAAACUUACAACUCUAUAACAGUCUCAUUGCCAAUUUAUAUAGUGUGAGAUUUUACCAACUACCUAUUUUUGAACUGCUCUUCUGGAAGUAUAAGUCCUAUUGUCUUAGUAGCUGUUAUCUUGUAGCCAAUUAACGACUAUAUAGUAUUACUAAAUAGACCAUAUGCAUAAUGACGUCACAAGGCGUGAUGCGCACAGGAAUUUCUGAUUUUUGUAGUCACGGCCGGAAAAUUCAAAACAAUCCAACAUGACUUCUGUCAAAUGCGCUGUUUUUUGUCGUCUUUUCGAGACUGUUCAAGCCAACGAAGACCCUAGUUAUUUCAGAACUUUUGCGCGCUGGUCUUCAGAGGUUUGGCAGCCCUGAAAGUAACGGCAACAGUCCGCUUUCAUGGACCAGUACGAGUAAAAGUCGCUCCGUGGCAGUCCGUGCCACCAUUUUAGAAAAUAAUUUUCUUUAAAAAAAAUUGGUAAUGAUCUUCUCAUCCUGCCGAAGUUGUUGUCUAUUGCAGAUGAAUUAUGCUUAUCGCAAUAAUUUAUGUACAAAAAAAGAAGAUUGUUUCUUCAUUACCGGUAAUUUCCUAAAUGUUUUGUUGUAGUUGUCGUCUGAAGAUGGAUCAUCAUUGUCCAUGGGUUAAUAAUUGUGUUGGUUUCAGAAAUUAUAAAUUCUUCUUGCUAUUUCUCUUCCACGCAAUACUUUAUACAUUUUUUAUUGCAAUGACAACUCUGCAAUAUUUUAUUAAAAUUUGGACGGUAAGUAAUUUUGUUUGUUCCUUCGUCUAUUAUAAUCUUCCUAAUAUCUUCGUGCAUGGAAAUUUCGGGCAAAAACCGCAUAUUAAACAAUAAUUAAAGUUCAACCAGGAACAGUUGCGAAAAGUGCAAUACUGUGUCUAAUCUGUCUAUCCUGGUUUUGUUGAAAGCCGGAUGGCGCUAUCUACUAGAUAGUGACUUUUCAAAUUUUCAUAAAUUGGCCGUUGACUGGUAUAUCCAUAUAUCCGUAGUUUUAUAACUAUUCAAGUAUUUUUAUACAACGGGUGAAAAAAUCACUAACCGCGAUAACUCUGUUUUCCGUGGAUACUGUAACUAUAUUUAGAGCAUAUAUCUACUAUUGAGUGUUGCCACUUUCGUGGAUUUCAAUUACGUCAAAGCCUGCAUGUCUACACGAUACGAUUAGUACUUGUACGAUUGUCAUUCUAGCGUAUGGAGAAUUAUUAUAAGUGUGGAAUUUAUUCGAUUAUAUAUGCCACAAUGAAAACUAUAUCGUGUAGAGUUAUAACAGGACGUGUUAUAGUACACUUUUCCGCACGAAGUGCAUGCGUGGCUGUUGGAAACGUUCGGUCAUAGAAGGCUUCAAUCUCGUAUCCUGAGCGAUUGGAUCUUUGGGUAUGACAUUGAGAAAACGUCGAACAUUCUUCGAAUUAACCAAUCAAAUUCAUUUUUUCAAAGAUGACGAGAUUUUCAUGCGAAAAGGUCUAUAUUGCCCGUCUUAGAAAGAAAACAUUUAUGUUUUGUUGAUUUUACCCUAAAUCUACAAUAUCUUACCGCACUGUUAUUUUACCUGCAUCACAGUUUAUAGACUAAGAGCCUCAUAUAUCUCGUAUGUAAUGAAGCAAGAAUUUGUUUUGCAGCAUAUAAGCAAAGGAGGAGCUGGACGUCUACAUAUCUUGUUCCUGUUUUUCAUCUCAAUAAUGUUUAGUAUCAGUUUGUGGACCUUACUUGGCUAUCAUAUCUAUCUUGUUACCGUGAAUAGGUCUACAUUAGGUGAGAGUGCGUUGAGCUUAAAGGAGCAGUGUCGCCGAUUUGGACCCUCGCAAAUCUUUAGGAAUCUUGCACAAAACCUAAAAAGAAGUGUUGUAAGCACAACAUAAAACAAUAACAAAUACAAAAAGCAUGUACAGACGUCUAAAUGGUUGAGAUUAGGCGAGGAUUGAGAUGGAUUGUAAAUACAUCUUCAUUAACUGUUGGCGGACACUUUUUCAAGUUUAGGUCAAUUUGUAUGAAAACGUCGUCUUACAUGCUGUGUGGAAGUUCAAAGUUGUUUAAUAUGAUUCGUAUAUCAUAACUGAACCUAUUUAUAAUGUUUAUUUUCAAAUUCACAGGUCAGACUUUGAACAUAUAGAAGACAUUUUUGGUAAAAAAUUGGUGACACUGCCCCUUUAACUUUUAUUUCUUCCCCAAAUCCUUUGGCGUUAGACCGAAUAAAAUACCAAACUAGGUGCAUUAGGAUGUACCUAAACAUGAGGUUCGAUUCCUGCGUAAUAGACUCCAAUCUAGACUUGCUACAAGUCGACUCGCAUCGUAACGCAUUGUAUAUAGCUUGUCUCACAUUGUAAGGAGUAGAAUGAGCGAAAACGACCGAGAGCAAAAAACACCAAACUGGGUACAUAAGUUAAAUAGCUAAUAGAGACAUGGGCAGUACGGUUAGCCCAUUAACGCUCAACCAUCCGUACCAUAAAACAAUGUAAAAUAACAAAGUUGUCGCAUUGUAACUAAUUUCUGUGUAAUCCUCAAACCGAAGUGAAGUAAGUGAAGUACACGAUAUACAAUCCAUUCGAUUUGAAAGAGAUAAAAAACAUUCGGCAGGCGAGUUGGAACAAAUAAGCCACGUUGUCUACGACAUCUGUUGAGGAAAUGUUUUUGCUUGAAACAUUGAGAAGUGACCUCUCUCAGAUUGAUUGACUGUCGUGUACACUUACAUUCUUUGCUGUGACCGACGCUGGCCAGUUUAAUAAAUUUAUAUUAAAGUUGCUUUAUAUUUAACUCAAUGAAACAAAUUUCGUAGAUAUCUAUUUCGGUUAUAUGUUUUGCUUAUAUUUCAUUUAUGUUUGUGAAAGGUGCUUGUUUAUUUUAGAAUCCAUGCGACCUACCGUAUUUCGUGUUGGAGGAGCAGAUAAACAUGGUUUUAAUCUCGGAGCUCGUAAUAAUAUAAUACAGGUGUUUGGUAAGAGACGUUGGUUAUGGUGUUUGCCUAUUUAUACAAGGUACGGUAUUGCAUUUAUGCAGGUAUCUGACUCUUCCACAGUCCCUCAUCCGUGCGCGGUGCGAGUUUUAUCGCAUUCCCAUUCAUUCUCGUCCCCAGAGCCAUUUUCACUCGGUCACUCGUUGAAAAUUAGGCUCUGGGUUAGACGACUAAAGGAAGAGAUAUGAUUGGCUUUUCAGAGAACUGCUAUUUCGCAGAAGUUGAGGAGUUUUCGCUAGGCAAAAUUAUUGUAUCAACAUAUGUCAACACAAAUACUUCGCUUCUUCGUAAUACUUCUCUGUGAAAAUUGUUACGGGUGCUAAAGCGUCCCAAUUCAAGAGCAUGCCCUUUAGAAACUACUGCAAGUUUUCUUGCACUUCCGGUUCCGUGUGUCCCAGGGCCUAGGACAUUCUCGUACCCAGAGCCCUUCUUACGCGCGUUCGACCGAGCCUGACGAGCGGCUCUGGCCAAAUCCAUAUCAAACUAACAGGUAGGCAAUUUGUCGACGCUGACCAAAAAUAGCGGCUCAUUUCUUCUUUGAGUUUCCAUUUUCGCGUCGAAGAGCAAAAAUAUAGACUUUCGGAGAAUAUUUUAGCUGUUUACUAUUAAAUAUGUUUGUGAAACAGUUAAUAAUCUUACUGAUGAAGGCCAACGGUUUCUGAAAAGCUAAAGUACGUCGAAAUCAGCUUUGGAAUAGACUAUAUUUUCACCGGGGAAACAUGAACAAAAUGGAUAUUUACAUCGACACUAAAUUUUGCUGGUGCCUACAGAGCUAGUUGGAUUAAAACAGAUGUUAAGAAGUAAGUGAACAUGUGAACUUUGUGAAUUAUACUUUCAUUAAAAUGUUUCGGAAGGUUUGCUAAUGUCAAACUACACGUGUGACAGAGCUGUCAGUAUACCCAUAUUUCAAUGUUUAUGUUGAAAUGACCUAUCUUCUUUGAGGUAUAGCUUAAAAUUUAGGGUAUGCUCAUCACUUGAAACUAGCUUUAAAUCAAAGUUUUAUCUAUAGUCUUUAUAUUAGAAUUAAAAUCAUUCAUUGGAAAAAUGUGCCAAAGGGUUGAAAUUGCCCUUGUAAAUGUACACUAUUUUUGACAUGCUUGGGUUAGUAUUUUGAAAAGGUGUUCUGGAAGGAAAAUAUGUCUUGAACAAUACUGGUUGACCCUUAAAUUAUAACUAGUGUUAUGUAAAUCACAGAAAAUUUAAAAAAAUCUGGUCCAUACACAAUAUUUUGGACCCUAUGAGAUCCCGAAUGGGGCUUAUUUCAAUGUUGAACCUGUUUACCUGGAAAAACUUAGAAAAUUGAAUAAGUCAAGAAAUUGACUAUACUCAUCACCCAAAACCAGGUUUUUCUAAUUGCUUUUUCACCUGGGUUUGUGGCAAUGCCAGUUAUGCGACCACGAAAAAUGCGCGCGGCACUUUUUUUGGACACUGAAGAUGGUAACAUUUGAUGUUGUCAUAUAUUGCCAUCCUCUUAUCGUAGCAUAACUUAACUUAUUUUAGUGAAUUUGUUAAAGAGUUGUGUUCACUAUUUAACAAAUAUAAAACAUUUUCCGUGUUGAUAUACAGUUAUAUCAACACGAGUGGAAAUUGGGAAAACGAGAAAUUGUGUGGAAACACGACGCCCGAAGGGCGGAGUGUUUUCACACAAUUUCGAGUUUUCCCAACUUCCACGAGUGUUGAUAUAACUAUAUAUCAAUACGGAAUAAAUGUUUUAUAUUUGUUUUAUAAUAUAGCAAUGUCAAAAGCCCGAAGAAUAAGAAAAAUUUCCGUGUUACAAGCGGCGGAAAAUUUCCCGUGUUGACAUGGAGUUAUAUCAACACGGCUCUUAGCCAAUCAGCGUUCAGAAUUUACAAAUGCUAUAUUAUAAAUGCUUGUAGUAUCUAAGAUUUUUUCAUAGCAUUAUAUGAUAAAUUUAAGUUCUGUUUUCUUUUAUUUUUAGGUGAUAGUAUCUGUUCAUUCCAGUGUUGGUAUCAAAUUUUGGACAAGUUUCAAUUAUUAUUUCACAUUCCUUUAUUCAAAUAUCCAAGUAAAUGGAAUAUGACAUCAAGCUGAAGGACUAGAUCCUGUUUUCAAACUUGUUUUUUGUAAAAAUAGAAAAUAACAACUUAUUCUGUGUUGUUCUUAUAAAAACCAUUGUUUUUGAUAUGCAUAUAUUUUAAUUUUAUUCUUUGUUAAAAUGUGUACCUGGAAUACUGAAAUCUUUCAGAUCAGCUAACAAUACCUUUAUAACUUAUAUAGCCAAGUGUUCUAUCUAUUUUUGUUCAGAUUAAACAAAUAAUGGGUAAAAUAUUAGAUAAAAUUUUUUCAAAAAAUAUGAGCUUGCCUGUUUGCAAAGCAUAAAAAGCAAUAAAAUAAAGCAAAAGUACUUAUUUUUUAUUUAAAACCUUUGGAAUGCACAGCUUAAUGUUUUCCACGAAAUAUUACAAAGUUUUCGUUCAUUAAAAUGUUGUUUUAUCAGCUUUAAAACCAGAUAAAUCCUCGAAACACUCCUGAUAUAUGUCGCCAUAUUGAUUUUCUGCGCGCAUGCUCAGACAAAUUGCCUACCUGUUUAUCACGUCUUACCUACUAAUUGAUUUAAAUAAAUAAAAUUAGCGAAACCUACCGCUUUUGUGGGGUUUUCCUGGAGAAAAACUUUCAAAACGAAACAAACAAGAAAACCGAAGGGUUUAUCCGCGUUUGACGUUGAGCAUGCGCAGUGUUUAACCGGAUACCAUGUUUUUAUGGUAUCCGGUUAUGGAUUUGGCCAGAGCCCCUCGUCGGGCUCGGUCGAACGCGCGUAAGAAGGGCUCUGGGUACGAGAAUGGGCCUAGGAAGGACGCGCGCGGCCUGGAGGCCCUGGGGACGAGGAUGAUUCCCAUUAGGACCGCGCGCCAGUGUUUUCCCACUGAUCUCUAUUCGACACUGAAGCGACGAGGCACGAUGCAGUGCAGGUAUAACCCAUCGAUGACAACUUAGCACACGCUUUCGGAAAGUACGUUACGUUGGCUAUAGUGCCUCAUUUUCGUGAUUACUAAUAGUGAGCUUAAGCAAACGACGUUUUUGUCAACACGGACGUCACCUGAAAAUUGCUAUAACUAUGAUCUGACGGUGAGCAAAAGGACUGGGACUAGCAACAGAAUAGAAAUCCAGUUUCGUACCUUUAAUCACUUGUCACGCCCUGAUUCUUUUGUGAAACUGUUUGAAACUUUGUGUCUGUGUCUUGCACAGGGAAAUGAAUGUCUGGGACAAAUUUGAGAUAGAAAUCUAAUACCGUUAAUGAGAUAUUGAGUAAUUUUAAACCAGAAAUGGAUUUCUAUUUUACAACUAGUGCCAGGCCUUUUCCAAGUUCCGAGAUCACCUGGUUUUGACGGCAUUUUGCAUCAUAGCGCUCAUGUAAGGAAACAAAAAACUUUAAAAAUCUUAUGUUUUGUCAUAUGUGUUGAAGAUUACCACAAACAAACUGACACAAACACAGUUUUUAAUACAUUUUAAUACACCCUCUGAAAUCUGACGUCCAUGUUGACAAUAGCUUGAAGUAGUGGCUUUAUUGUUGGGAAAGUUCUACUAUAGUACUGAGCUAAUUUGCUGAGUAUCACUUCUCGCGUCUUGAGAUGCAGGCGCUUUAUCCAAGACGUAAAAGUAUUUAGUUUCCCGUUGUAAACAGACUCCCUCAAACUCCCGUGGGAUAUUAAUUAUUCAUUGUGUGGAUAGCCGUCGUCGUCCCAAAUCGUAAGGUCUCUAAUAUCACGUACACGAAAACAAGGCUCUAUAGCCAAAGGGCGUAUUGUUGCAAAAUUCGCAUGUUUUCGCGGUGUGGUAUCUGCAUCACAACGAAUCUUUUUCCCAACCACUGAUCUAUAUAUGCCACUGAUGUGUGGCAAAAUAAGAGCCCAUGGAGCAGGAGGGGUGCGUUGUAACGUAUGAAUGUAAAUGGAUAUUUUAUAACAGAUGCAAGCAGCCCUUCUCGCUUUUAUUUAUUUUAUUUUAUUUCCAGUUAUUUUAAAGCCCUCCAGCCAAAGUCUGAUUUUCAAGGGGCCGUUUCAAUUUACAAAAGUAUUGAUUCUAAAAAUUACUAUAAAAAUAUACACCCAAACAACAAUCAAGAAAGUUUUAUGAAUGGACAUGUAUACAGACCCAAACUCCAUAAAACUCAAACAAGUGUCAUGAUACACUUCUGUCGAUCUCUAGCCUGCAAUGUUCUACCUAUAAGGCGGAGCAUUUACCCCAGGAUUUUUUUCAAAUUGACCUUGAAUUUUGGGCGGAAUUAUUUUGGGCGGAAUAAUUUGCGCAUAAAGGACAACGUCGCGAGUUCUUGUCAUAACAUAACAUAACAUAACAUUUAUUAAUUUAUAUCGCGCAAAUUCAACAAUGCAGUUUUCAAAUGCGCGUUACAACAAUGGAUAGGACAAUUAAAAUACGUAGAACUAAUAUUACAAAUUUAAUCUAAGAACUGAGCUAAUAAAAAGCCUCUUUAAAAAGAUAUGUCUUAAGAUCUUGCUUAAAAAUAUUAAAAUCAGAGAUACUCCUAAGAUUCAAUGGCAAUACAUUCCAUAGUCUUUCAUUGUCGAUAUAUGUUUAAUACAGGAAGUAACGUGUGUCGGGAUGUAGUACAGGGCGCAAUUUAUGCGAAUAUGUAAGUACCCUGGUACAGUAAUAUAGUCUUUCAUUUUCAUGUGUCUUUCAGUGUGGGUGAUGGUGUGGUGUAUCCACUGCGUGAAGAUACGUCUCCUGAAAGAUUGGAUUUACUCAACGAACGAGGGAAAUGGAUGGACGAGAGUGAUGAGGAGGAAGAUAAUUCGUAUACAUAUGUUGAAACCAUUGAUGAAACUCAACAAUCAGACAGAGCUAUCGUACGAACUCCUGAUGUAGUCACUUUUAAUUAAUAGUUUCAAGGAAUAAUAUAUGAAUAAGCCCUCAUACUGGUCUAGAGUUAGCCUGAUUUUACUUGGUCGUAACGGGCGCGACCAUUGACCAUUUUAAGAUAUCCGAUGUAACAGUGUCGGUAUAUACAUCAUUGCAAUCUGCAAAUACUGGGCUUAAGUUAAUGCUAUUCAAUGUAAAUCAUUUGUACCGUACUCUCCAAGUAAUUAGUGAAGUUUAAAUUUGACAUCACUACCGCUACCUUAAGGGAACAUUAACCAACCACAUGCGUUUAAUCUACCAGAUUAACCAAUCUUAUGCGUUUAAUCUACCAGAUUAACCAAUCUUAUGCGUUUAAUCUACCAGAUUAACCAAUCUUAUGCGUACUUAGUCAGGUAUCAGUAGUGGAAGUCAAAUCUAAACCUCACUAAUAACUAACUACACUCUUUGUCAAAAAAUAUGGGACAAAAUUUCAAACAAUUUGAAAGCGGCAGCACUCUCCGUUCCCCCAGUUCAAUGUUGGGCUCACGAAAAUCUGAUGUCUAGUUGCAAGACGCCAACAUUGAAAUAGGUGAGGGGAGGGUCAAGAAUGAAAUAUAUCAAGAAAAGGUAUAAUACAUCCGAGUGCAAGUAAAAACUAGAAUGUAUAUUGUCAAAGAUUGUAGUGACUAACUUUAUAAUAGCUAUGGUUUAUAGCUCAUUUUAUUUAAAACGACCGUUGUCACGUUGCCGUCCCAUAUUUGUACGAUCCCUAAUGUACCAAGUGCUGUGCGCUAGGAUCAACAGUGUUGAUAUUCAAUCGAAAUAACUUGUAAAUUGUUGUAUAAUUCAAUAAAAUAGUAGUUAGAUUGUUAAACAAUUUCAUGCAAUCUUGGUCAUUUGCCGAACG
Messenger RNA from Paramuricea clavata, 14793 nucleotides. The record is from the annotation of a GenBank genome assembly. NCBI's taxonomy places the organism in Eukaryota, Metazoa, Cnidaria, Anthozoa, Malacalcyonacea, Plexauridae.